GGCAGCCCCCUCCAAAGCGGCGGUUUACCGAAGGCGGUUCCUUUGGUGUCAGUGGUAGCUUGAAUCCGUGGCGAACCGCGAUCGAUACUAGGCCGGUGCAGUCUCAGCAGGAGUGGGACCCUGAGGCUUGAGAAACAGGCUUUUCUUUGGUCCGGGACUCCCCGGCGUUCAGCGCUUCCCCCCAUAACCGGACACCGAUUAUUCGGACUCUUUGCCUCAGACCCAGGAGUCAUAGAUGCCAGGAAGUAUGGCCCCCAUCAAGAAGCUUCGAAAUACCACAGAGUUGCCCCUGGCUUUAAACCCCCUGAAGAGCAAGGACGUGUUGGCAGUGCUGGCUGAGAGGAACCAGGCUAUAGUACCCGUUGGGGCAUGGGUGGAGCCUGCCCCGCCAGAUAGUUCAGCAGUCCCGGCAUCUACUUCAGCAUAUAUGAUUGAAGAAGAGCUAAGGGAACAGCUAAGAAAGAAACAAGAAGCUCUGAAGCGUUUUCAGAGACAAGUCAAACGCCGAGUAAAUCAGCAAAUGAGGCUGAGAAAAAAGCAACAACUUCAGAGGUCUUAUGAAGCCGCAGAAAAAGAAGGCUCUAUAGCCAUGCACUCUUCAGAUCCAGCAAACUUAACUCUUAAAAGAACGAGUGUUUUUCCAAACCAUUUGAAUGCUGCUAUUGGAAGUGCUAGGUUACCUCCUUCCAGGAAGCUUGAGGAUGGAAUAGAAGAUAGAGAGAAUCAGAAUGAACUAUUCCAACAACAAGCCCAGGCUCUUAGUCAAACCAUGAAAGAAGCACGUCACCGGCUGGCAUCAUUUAAAACUGUGAAUAAAAAAAAUGCAUCGGUAUUUCCAGAUGAUCAAAAGAAAAACUUUCCCACCCAAGAGAAAGCACUUUGUAGGAAACCAUCAUUCACCAGGAUAAAUAUAGGGAUAAGAGGAGAAAUGCCCUUUGAGGUCCAUCAAGGUCUUUUAACUCUUGUAGAUUACCAGAAAUUUAUGGAAGAUCAGGAACCUGACACUGAGGAAUCUUCAUCUAUUAUGAUAGAUAAGAAAGGGAAAAAGAAUUUGUCUUGGGGAGACCAGCAGGAUCUCCUUUUUGAAGACAAGGAUAUACCUUUCAGCACAGUUCAGAAAGUACAAUUCAAAAAUCCAUUAUUUGCUGUGAUGGAAGAGGAAGAGGUAAAGCAGUUACAUCAGGAUGUUCUGCCAGAAGCCCAGGAUUAUCUUCCAGAAGCCCCAGGUGACCUGCUGCAAACCCAGGGUGAUUUGACAGGCGUCUGCAGUGUUGAGCUGGAAGCCCAGGGUGUCGAGCUGAGGCUCGGUACCCAGGAUAUCAAGCUGGAAGGCCAAGCUGUUGAGCCUAAAGCCCAGGCUGUUAAGACCAAAACUCAGAGUGUUAUGCUGAAAGAUCAGAGUGUUGAACUAGAAGAUGGGAAUAUUGUUUUGGAAGUCCAAGAUUUUCUACUUCAAAACCAGGCUUUUCUACCCACAGACCAGCAUAUUCUUCCCAAAGACCAGAAUGUUCUACCCAAAUGCCAGGACCAGGAUUUUCUACCCACAGACCAGAAAGCAAAUUUGAAGCCGCCAGCAUCAGUUUUGAUAGGUAGGAGUCGGGGAGAGGUGUCUCCUCUGGAUGUCCAUCAAGAUCUUCUACACAGGCAUCAAGAUCAGGCCUUCAUCAACGGCAAGAAGGUACGCUUCAAGGAGUCAUAUUGUGAUAUGACAAAUGAGAAAGGGAAAGAAGACUUUUCUCUGGCAGGUUAUCAGUAUCUCCCUCCUAAACGUCAGGACCAGGCCUUCAUCAGAGAUCAGGUAGAGCACAAUCAGCAAGACAGAGAGGAAAUAAAGCAACUGGAUUUCAUACAUUUUCAACAACUGAACAAGCGUAUCAAGCAGCCCUCAUCUUUUGAGAAAUGGGAGAUUGAAAGACGAGUUGCUUCUGAAGUGCCAUCGCACAGGAACUGUGGGCAGGCCUCACAUAAUAUGACAGAUGAGAGAUGGAGAAAGGAGUUAUUUCUGGAGCACCAUGAAUAUGUUUUACAUGAAAUCCAGGAUCCAGGCUCCACCAGAGAGCAGAGCUUACGCUCCAUACGGCAACCAUCUGCUGGAACAGCUGAAAGAUGGCAAGCAGGUUUGCUUCCGGCAGGCCGUCAGCAUCUUCCACCCAAGCACCAGAGAGAGGCUCCCAGCAGCAGACAGGUUGGUGGUGAAUAUCAAUCAGGAUUGAACACUGAAUUCCAAACUCCACUGGCACUUCAGUCAGGAGUAAGUCAAGAGGAAGACAAGAAAGAGCGUCAAAAGCAGUACCUGAGAUAUAGACGACUUUUCAUGGAUAUUGAAAGAGAACAAGUGAAAGAACAACAGAGGCAAAAAGAACAAAGGAAGAAAAUUGAAAAAAUUAAGAAAAAGAAAGAGCAGCAACGUUAUGCUGAAGAGCAGAGGAUAUUAAGAAUGAACUUUCAUGAAGAGCCAUAUUCAGGGGAGAAGAUGAGUGAGAUACUAGCCCAGCUACAACUUGAGGAAGGAGCCAGAGAAAAACAGCAGAAAGAAAAGGAACACCAAAGAUAUGUAGAAGCUUUAAGAGCCCAGAUCCAGGAGAAAAUGCAGCUGUAUAAUAUUGCUUUACCUCCACUAUGCUGCUGUGGUCCUGAUUUUUGGGAUGCUCAUCCUGAUACCUGUGCCAACAAUUGUAUUUUCUAUAAAAACCACAAAGCAUAUACCCGGGCACUACAUUCAGUCAUCAAUUCCUGUGAUAUCCCUGAAGGGAACUCAACUCUUCGAGUCGCCAUUCAUAAUUUUGCUUCUGCACACAGACGGACUUUGAAAAAUCUGUAAUAAGAAUCUGAAAUCAACUGUUAGUAUUUCAACCUUCACUUAAAGUCAACCCUGAGAGAUUAUUUACGAAAAGCUGUUAAAGUUUAUAAGAUGUGUAAUCUGAAAAGAAAGACUGUCCCACAUAAUAACAGCUAUCACUAUAAUUAGAUCAUGACCAUUGUUUCACUCUGUGCUUGGCACCAAGAUUGAAAGUUGGCUUCCAAACUUGUCUCUUUGCUGUAAACCACAUGGACCACGUUGCUUUAAAAAUGAUCAGUCACACUGGUAAGGUUUCUCUCACUUUGCUCCGCUCUGAUCAGAAGAGAUUAUUAGAAAUCUUUGAGAUUAUCUCAUUUAUUGUCCUUCUAUAUCUGUACUUUGAGUCUUGACAAAAUUGAAAAUGUCUGGAUGAAGCAAAAGAGAAGAUGAUGAAAUGAGUUUCUGAGCCUCAGUGGCCAUCUGUUUUGCUGUUAACUUUUCUAGUUGUGUAUAACAAUUAGAGAUGAGAACAAUCUGAAUUUGAUGUAUGUUUUCUUUUCUCAAAAAUUUUUCUCUCCUGUUUUUUAAUUUAUUCCCUCUUUCCCCAUUCGGUGACAAUGGACAUAGGACUUCUUAAUUUUAUAAUUUUUAUUGCAAAAAAGAGAAAGGCAAAUAAACUCUGUCUUUGGGGCAUCUUUUAUGUGAAAUAAUUGUGAGUGACAUUUCAAAAAGAGAAUCUGAAGUCAAAGUGAAUAAAGUUCUACCUUAUUUCCCUAUCUUUAAAAAAAUCUGGUGAAUGCCAUACCUACAGAGCAGAUGAAAUAAAAAUUGCUAUAGUUAGUAUGAAUUUGUUAUUUCUUCACAGUGUUUCUUGACACAAAAUAUGAAAAGGUUUAAUAUUGUGAAUUAAAAAUAGGUACUGACAUUUUCUUUUUCCUAUGUCUUCUAAUGGUCAGUGUUAAAAAAGCACUUAGGUUAUGUCUCAAAAAACACCUAAAUCUCUAGCCAGGUCAUUGCAAAUAAGAGUCAGAAUUACCCAUGUGACAAGAUUGACUGGUUAUUUAACCAGAUUAAUUAUUCAGUUCAGUCAAAAUCCUUAUGUAACUAUAUCCUUGAUUUAGCCUUUCUGAGUUGUAUUUUUUAACAGCUUCACUGAGAUAUAAUUCACAGACCAUUUGAUUCACCCACUUGAAAUGUACAAUUCAGUGGUUUUUAGUAUAUUCUAGGGUUGUACAACCGUCACCACUAACAAAUUUUAGAACACUUUUGUCACUCUAAAGAGAUGCCCCUGUGAUCCAGCAAACCAAAAUAAUUGAAAGCAGGACCUUCAACAGAUAUCUGCACACCCAUGUUCAUAAUGGCAUU
This is a messenger RNA of Delphinapterus leucas (beluga whale), 4144 nucleotides long. It is a transcript of the gene CCDC15, whose product is annotated as coiled-coil domain containing 15. Gene Ontology annotation, cellular component: centrosome. NCBI's taxonomy places the organism in Eukaryota, Metazoa, Chordata, Mammalia, Artiodactyla, Monodontidae. The record is from RefSeq and is a predicted model, not a curated record.